AUGUUUUUAUUUGCAUUGCUCAUGCUGAGCACAGGUUGCUACCAAGUGGUGCAUGGUGACGUGGCAAACUACAAGUCCUGUGGGACAGACAAGCAAUGUGUGCCCUACGAACUCUGCGGUGAGGGACUCUGGCUGGACGGACAGUUCUAUGCGGAUCGUAGUCGAACCUUGUUGGAUGAGCAGCAUUGUCAUUAUAUGGAAAAAUGUUGUGGCGUGCAGCAGACGCUAGCAACAGCCAAGAGCUUGAAUUAUAGCACGACCAGCAGUUGUGGCGAGUGUCUGGAUGAGUGGCUGCAUCUGCGUCCGUUGGGCUAUAAGCAGCUGGAGUCUAAAUUUGCCGAGUUUCCCUGGUUGGUGGCUAUUUAUGGCUCGCAUGGUUAUCUCUGCAGUGGCGCUUUGAUUGCCACGCUAGCUGUGCUUACCGCCGCGCACUGCGUGCAAGAAGAGUCCCGGGAAACGCUGCAUUUGGUGGCAGGUGAAUGGGAUGCUGCAGUGCAGCUCGAACCCUUGCCACAUCAAACACGCAACGUCGCUGAGCUGCUGCUGCAUCCAAACUACACGCAACAGCCGGCGGCUCACAAUCUGGCGCUGUUGCUGCUGCCGCAGGAGCAACCAUUCGAGCUGGCUCCGCAUAUCCAAUUGAUUUGCAUGCCACCGCCUCACUACAGCUACAACUACAGCCAGUGCUAUGUGGCAGGCUGGCGUCGUCAGGACUUUGCUUGCAAUGUCACCUUGCCUCAACGUGCGCCACUCUAUGUGCUACCGCGCGAUCAGUGCGCUGCCAAAUUGCGUCUGGCCAUUCUAGGACGACGCUUUGCGCUCAAUGACACUUUGCUGUGCGCGGGCGGCGAUAAGCUGCAGUUUCUUUGCCACGAUCUGGGCGCCAUUCCUUUAAUGUGUCCUGGCAAGCAUGAGCGCUUUAUGCUUGCGGGACUGAUGGCGCGUGCAGUUCGCUGUGAUGGGCCCCAGAUGCUCAGCAUAUACUCGAAUAUACAAUACUACAGACCUUGGAUUGAUCAGAAGCUAAGAGAGCGCGACUUGGACAUAAGACCUUAUAUGCUUUGAAUUCGAACUAAGGACCAAACUUUUGCGAUUAAAUGUGAUAAGCAAAAAAGCAUUUAAGGCAUGUCCUUAACUUUGCCUAUAACCAUAUGCAUUAUUAA
Messenger RNA from Drosophila busckii, 1163 nucleotides. RefSeq names its product phenoloxidase-activating factor 2. The record is from RefSeq and is a predicted model, not a curated record. The transcript has 2 exons. Gene Ontology annotation, molecular function: serine-type endopeptidase activity. The coding region runs from base 1 to 1065 and encodes 354 amino acids. Lineage: Eukaryota; Metazoa; Arthropoda; Insecta; Diptera; Drosophilidae. Gene Ontology annotation, biological process: proteolysis.